GUACGCCUAGUUGCUAACAACAAUGCUUAAAUAUGUGUUUACGUGCCUUUCAAUGAGUAGCUAGAAGAAGCUAAAGAUUUUCCAAUGCGGUGGUUUGGCUUUGGCUUCAACGCGUUUGGGCAGAUAUUCAACCAUGAAAACUCAAGUAAAGAAGAGCGUAGCGACCCUGUGAAGUACGUUAAAGUGAGUAGCCCGAAAGAGCUAACUACGAACACUGACUGCUGCUUAAAACCUGUGGUUCAGAUUAAAGCCAGCUGGAGUCGAAGAGUAUCUUUACAUUUGAGUGGAAACAGCUGUGUGAGUUUGGCAGGUUUCGGUGCAGUCCUCUCCAAUGACUCCUGUGUUAAAAACAGUCGUGGCUGUUCAGAUGCCUUCAUCAGUGAAUCGUACCUGACCCUCACUUUCCCGGACAGAGUUGAGUCCUGGGAUCUGCAGAGGGAGGGAGAGAAGACCCCAGCAUGGAGCAUGGACACCAAAUCACCCUCUGAGACCUCUGAACCUUUGACUCUCCCAUUGGUGCCUGGGGGUUACAUAGCCAUGAAACCACCUUUCUACCAUACCCUAUCACCUCAUCUAAAAGCCAAGAGUCUGUCACUGAGUGCAGAGCAUGCCAUCCUCCUCACUGCCUCUGGAGCUGUAUACACGUGGGGACUGGGCAGCCAUGGACAGCUGGGGCAUGGAUGUCUUACCUCUGAGGAGGAGCCCAGGGCAGUGGAGGCUCUCUGGGGGAUGCCCAUGAGCAGUAUAGCUUCAGGAGGCUGGCACUCUGUUUGCAUCAGUGAUGGAGGUGACCUUUAUGUGUGGGGCUGGAAUGAAAGCGGCCAGCUUGGACUUCCAUCACAAGGUUUAAGAAAAACUCAGUUGCAGAAAAUGAGCCAUCAAGCUGAAUCUGGAGCUCUAUGCCAAGUUGCCAACCCACCUUCUGCUGAAGAUUUGCAAGAGGAAGAGAAACAUGAUGAGGUAUUCAUAUCGAUCCAGGCGUUCCCAGCUCUGCUGGAUGUCACUCCAUCAUGUGAAAUAAGGAAAGUCAGCUGUGGCUGUCGACAUACAGCUGCUGUGACAACCAACGGUGACCUCUACACAUGGGGCUGGGGCGACUACGGCCAACUUGGACUUCAGCAUUUAGUUAGUGUUGAUGAGCCGCAGCACGUGGAGUUCUUCAGGGAGCAGCACAUGCAUGUGACUGAUGUUGUGUGUGGGGAGUGGAACACUUUUGCUGCUGUUGUCAAGGAGGAAGAAGGAGCUUGCACCUAAAAUUAUUAGCCCGUGGACUUUGGACAAAAUAUCUGGAAGUGUAAAUUAUGUCAACAAAUAGAAUGCUUUGAAUUAAAUUUAUUUUGUACAAAUAGGAAGUUUUUCAUUCUUUUGUUACAAAAAAAAAAAGAAAACUUGUUAAAUUGGUAGUUUUAGAUGCAUUUUAAUUGUCUUUUAAGAAAUUAAAAAAUAACAGUUCAUAUAUUUCACAAACAGUACAUAAAAACGGUGAGGCAGUAAAUGUAAAUAUAAUUUAAGGCAAACAUCUAAAAUUGUUCUACUUGCAAUUAAACACCAUAAGAUUUAAAAAGUGGUGGGUCUCCACAUCCUGUUAGGUCUUCACAGCACAAUCUUAAAAGAACUG
This is a messenger RNA of Cheilinus undulatus (humphead wrasse), 1618 nucleotides long. Its product is annotated as RCC1 domain-containing protein 1-like. The record is from RefSeq and is a predicted model, not a curated record. Lineage: Eukaryota; Metazoa; Chordata; Actinopteri; Labriformes; Labridae. The transcript is spliced from 8 exons. The coding region runs from base 85 to 1254 and encodes 389 amino acids.